AUGUCUAGACUGGCAGACUCUUUGGCUAAGAUUGCCAUACCUUUGGGGCUUACUGCCUCCGCCUUACAAUACUCGAUGUACGAUGUGAAAGGUGGUUCCAGAGCAGUUAUCUUUGACAGAUUGAGCGGUGUUCAACAACAAGUGGUUGGUGAAGGGACUCAUUUCUUGAUUCCGUGGUUACAAAAAGCGGUGCUUUACGACGUGAGAUCGAAACCCAGGAAUAUCGCCACCAACACCGGAACUAAGGACUUACAAAUGGUUUCUUUGACGUUGCGUGUCUUGCACAGGCCCGAUGUUAUGCAUCUACCCAUAAUUUACCAAAACCUAGGGCUUGAUUACGACGAAAGGGUAUUGCCUUCGAUCGGUAACGAAGUGCUAAAAUCCAUUGUUGCUCAAUUUGACGCUGCAGAAUUGAUCACUCAAAGAGAAACGGUUUCGCAACGUAUUCGUCAGGAAUUGUCGCUAAGAGCGUCAGAGUUCAACAUCAGACUCGAGGACGUUUCGAUAACGCAUAUGACUUUUGGCCCUGAGUUUACUAAAGCCGUGGAACAGAAACAAAUCGCCCAACAAGACGCUGAAAGAGCCCGGUUUGUGGUCGAGUUGGCCGAACAAGAAAGACAAGCCUCUGUUAUCCGUGCUGAAGGUGAAGCAGAGUCUGCAGACUACAUUUCAAAAGCGUUGGCGAAAGCCGGUGAUGGGCUACUGUUGAUCAGAAGAAUCGAGGCAUCGAAAGAAAUUGCCAAAACGUUGGCAAACUCUUCUAAUGUGACAUACUUGCCCGGCGGCCACAGUUCUGGAGAGUCUCAAAAUCCCAACUCGUUGCUUUUGAACCUAGGCCGCUGA
This is a messenger RNA of Lachancea nothofagi CBS 11611, 843 nucleotides long. The record is from the annotation of a GenBank genome assembly. Lineage: Eukaryota; Fungi; Ascomycota; Saccharomycetes; Saccharomycetales; Saccharomycetaceae.